Messenger RNA from Camelina sativa (false flax), 1873 nucleotides. The record is from RefSeq and is a predicted model, not a curated record. NCBI's taxonomy places the organism in Eukaryota, Viridiplantae, Streptophyta, Magnoliopsida, Brassicales, Brassicaceae.
UAGUAGGUCAUUAUGCUUACAUGUCGAGGAUGCGAAUUUUUCGGAGCAAAAUUUUCUUGAUCUUCUUCCUGUCUGUUGGGAAUCAUGUUUUAAAAUGGUUGAGGAAGUUCAAGAAUUUGAUUCAAAGGUUCAAGUUCUGAACUUGAUUUCUACUCUGAUUGGCCAUGUUAGUGAAGUCAUUCCGUACGCACAAAAGUUGGUGCAAUUCUUCCAGAAGGUUUGGGAGGAAUCUUCUGGUGAAAGCCUUCUACAGAUUCAGCUUCUUGUCGCACUGCGGAAUUUUGUGAUUGCACUUGGUUAUCAGUCUCCCAUUUGCUAUAGUAUACUGCUCCCAAUACUCCAGAAGGGCAUUGACAUAAAUAGCCCUGAUGCACUCAACCUUCUGGAGGAUAGCAUGGCAUUAUGGGAAACCACACUUUCCUAUGCUCCGAUGAUGGUGCCCCAGCUAUUAUUAUGCUUCCCCUAUAUGGUGGAGAUCAUUGAAAGAAGUUUUGAUCAUUUACAGGUUGCUGUCAGUAUCAUGGAAUCGUAUAUCAUUUUGGAUGGAGGAGAAUUUCUAAAUAUGCAUGCUUCAAGUGUCGCAAAAAUUCUUGAUCUUAUUGUUGGAAAUGUAAAUGAUAAGGGGUUACUCUCGAUUCUUCCAGUGAUUGACAUCUUAGUUCAGUGUUUUCCUGUGGAAGUGCCCCCUCUCAUCAGCAGCUGUUUGCAGAAAUUGGUGAUUAUUUGCUUGAGUGGAGGAGAUGAUCGCGAUCCAUCCAAGACUGCAGUUAAAGUGUCUUCAGCGGCUAUCCUGGCAAGGAUUCUGGUGAUGAACACCACUUACCUGGCCCAGUUAACAUCUGAUUCAUCUCUUUCAGUGUUACUCCAACAGGCAGGUGUCCCAGUCGAAGACAAUGUACUCCUUUGCCUCAUCGACAUUUGGCUCGACAAGGUUGACCAUGCGUCUCCCAUGCAAAAGAAGACAUUCGGCUUGGCUCUCUCCAUAAUACUUACUCUUAGAAUGCCUCAAGUUCUUGAUAAGCUUGAUCAAAUACUAAGUACAUGCACCAGUGUGAUCCUUGGUGAAAACAAAGAUUUAGCAGAAGAAGAAUCAAGCGGUGACAUUAGUUCAAGCAGGUCUCAAGGAGAAGAAACCCCACCAAGCAAAGAGUUACGGAAAAGUCAGAUCAAAGUUUCCGACCCAAUCUACCAAAUGUCACUAGAGAACUCAACCCGUGAGAACCUUCAGACAUGUUCUACACUUCAUGGAGAUGCCUUUAAUUCUGCCAUAAGUAGGAUGCACCCAUCGGCGCUUGCACAAGUGAAGCAAGCUUUAAAGCUGCCGUGAUCAAAUGUUUUUACCUCUUCAUUGUGUGUUUCCUUAUCACUUAAAGAGAAGCAGUGUUCAAGUGAGUGUAUAUUUCUUCAGAUUUGAUGGAUGUGUUACAUAGGCAUGCGUGUUGCAUUUUCCUCUGGGACCUUGGUGGUUUGAGCCUUGAGGAAAAACGUACAUAUCUGUUGUGAGGGGCGGUGUCUCUUUUAGCUGCCCAUUUGUUUUCUUGUCCUACAGGGACACAAAGAGGCGACAUCUUUUUGUAUUUCUUUGGUUGAGUUUUAUAUGCCAAUUCAUUCUUCAAUACAACCUUUUUGUCUCAAUGUUACAGUAAAAAAACAAAAAAAAAAAAGCAAAAGAAAGUUGAGUUCAAGAGCUCUACCAACAUAUAUGAUGGGAAAAAGGUCGAAAUUAUGUUACAUUCGUUACUUUUUACUGAUUUUUCUUUUUCUUUUGGGGUACUUUUGUACUUGUUGAUUCUUUUACUCAACAAGAUUCGUCUCACUGUCAAGUUUUUAGGCCUUAAGAGACAUGAAGACGUGAGAUCAAUUUAUUUGACAA